AUGCAUCACUCCCAACUCCUCCACACUCCAGCCGACUCGGCGAACAAUCAGCCUGAGCCAGACGCGCCGCCGAAGCAAGUGGCUCAAGCCAUGGAACGACUCAACCAAGCUUCCCGAGCCAUCGCAGAUAUUCGUCUCGGCGCUGACCGUAUAUUCGAAGCAAUGUUCCUAACUUCUCAUCCUCGCAACAGCACCGAUAUGUCUCUCCAGCUCUUGCUCAAAAAAGACGCCUCCAUGCGUCAACACCUUCAAGAUCUCAGUUCAAUUGGAAAGAAGUUGGAAGAGUCAGGGGUUCUCACUGAGUCUCUGAGGUUAAGAAGUAACACGUGGGAUCUUCACAUGCCGCUUGUUUGUCCAGAUGGUGCAGUUGUUGCUUAUGCUUGGAAGAGACAGCUUGCUGGCCAAGCUGGUGCUUCUGCUGUUGAUAGAACUAGGUUAGCUCUCAAGGCCUUUACGGAUCAAAAGAAGCGUUUUUUUCCUCACAUUGACGAUGGAGUAAAGAUGGAACCAAGAUUAAAAAAACAUCGUGCAUCCCAUUCACUAUUAGAACAUGGAGGAGGGGAGAUGUUUGAUUACAAAACAUUGCCAGAUAUACAAUCGCGUUUGGAGAAGCUGGUCACGAAUGUGAAGGUGUCUACUUAUGGACGGUUGAGCUGGCUCAAAAGAGCUGAUUCUUUAACUGGGUCAGGCAGUGAUGAUGAUCCUUCAGAAGCAUCGAAACUUGUAUUUCAGAGUUCUAGUAAGAUGAGAUCAGGGUUAGAUGAUGAGGUUUCUGAUAAGGUUGCUGUAAUUGAAUUGUAUGUUCCGUCUGUAUUCAGAGCUGUGGUCUCGUUGAAUCCAGCUGGUUCUGUCGAUCCAGAUUCUGUUGCAUUCUUCUCUCCAGAUGAGGGAGGCAGCUACUUACAUGCGAGAGGCUUCUCGGCUCAUCAUGUUUACAAACACAUCACGGAACAUGCUUCUACAGCCUUGCAAUACUUCCUCGGAUUUGGUACCGGAUCAGCUCUGUACUCUCUUCUGCUAUGGGUAUGCAGUUUUGAAUCCCUAUUUAGCAAACCGUGUAGUAAAUGUGGAAGGCUAUUAGCGAUGGAUAAGAAGUCUGCUCUAAUCCUACCUCCUCUACAUCGCACUUACCAAGAUUUGCCUCUUGAUGCCAACCUCGAUGUUUGUGAAGCUUACCACUGUGGUUGCUCUCCAGAUGAUUCCUAA
Messenger RNA from Eruca vesicaria subsp. sativa (arugula), 1206 nucleotides. Lineage: Eukaryota; Viridiplantae; Streptophyta; Magnoliopsida; Brassicales; Brassicaceae. The record is from the annotation of a GenBank genome assembly.